AUGAAAUAAUAAUUCGAAGAAGAGAGCAUUUUGGUGAACAUAGCAAUGGAGUUCACUCUCCAAUGGAGAUUUUGAAAUGUGUUGGUCUUUCUCCCUCCUCUCCAAAUCGUCUUCUUCCUUUUUCAAACCCGCUAUUUUCACAUCCUCUCUUCAGUUCACUUCCCUUCUUAGCAACUGCCGCCACCAUCUUCACCUUUAUCAAAUCCAUGGCUUCAUGUUGCACAGAGCUCUUGAUCAAGACAAUCUCUUUCUCUCCCAAUUCAUCGACGCUUGUACCUCGCUUGGCCUCUCUUCAUAUGCCUUUUCCAUCUUCUCAAACAAAACCCACCCCGAUCUUCGUCUCUACAACACCGCCAUUAAAGCUCUUUCUAAGACAUCUUCUCCCAUUAACGCCAUUUGGCUUUACACCAGGAUUCGGAUUGAUGGGCUUCGUCCGGAUUCCUACUCUAUUCCAUCUGUUUUGAAGGCUGUUGUUAAGUUAUCCGCUGUUGAAGUUGGGCGGCAGAUUCAUACCCAGACGGUUUCUUCAGCUUUGGAUAUGGAUGUGAAUGUUGCCACUUCUUUGAUUCAAAUGUAUUCUUCUUGUGGGUUUGUUUCUGAUGCUCGUAAGCUAUUUGAUUUUGUUGGUUUUAAGGAUGUGGCUUUGUGGAAUGCUAUGGUUGCUGGGUAUGUUAAAGUUGGUGAACUAAAGAGUGCACGUAAGGUGUUCAAUGAAAUGCCUCAAAGGAAUGUGAUAUCUUGGACUACUUUGAUUGCUGGAUAUGCACAGACCAAUAGGCCCCAUGAAGCGAUUGAGCUGUUUAGGAAGAUGCAGCUUGAGGAAGUGGAGCCUGAUGAAAUUGCAAUGUUGGCUGUGCUCUCUGCUUGUGCUGAUCUAGGGGCUCUUGAACUUGGGGAGUGGAUCCAUAACUAUAUUGAAAAGCAUGGUUUGUGUAGGAUUGUUUCACUGUACAAUGCUCUUAUAGAUAUGUAUGCAAAGUCAGGCAAUAUAAGAAGAGCACUGGAAGUUUUUGAGAAUAUGAAGCAGAAAAGUGUCAUAACUUGGUCCACCGUGAUUGCUGCCUUGGCUCUUCACGGGCUUGGAGGAGAAGCUAUUGAUAUGUUUCUUAGAAUGGAGAAGGCAAAAGUUAGACCGAAUGAAGUAACUUUCGUUGCAAUUCUAUCUGCCUGCAGCCAUGUUGGGAUGGUCGAUGUGGGUCGUUAUUAUUUUGAUCAAAUGCAAUCAAUGUACAAAAUUGAGCCAAAAAUUGAGCACUAUGGCUGUAUGAUUGAUCUGUUGGCUCGUGCUGGUUAUCUACAAGAAGCACAGAAACUGCUUCAUGAUAUGCCAUUUGAAGCAAAUGCCAUGAUAUGGGGGUCUCUUCUUGCUGCUUCCAAUACACAUAGAGAUGCCGAGCUUGCACAGCUGGCUUUGAAGCAUCUUGCUAAGCUGGAGCCUGGAAAUAGUGGGAAUUAUGUGCUUUUGUCUAAUACAUAUGCUGCUCUUGGUAAGUGGAAUGAAUCUGGUACGGUGAGGAAGCUGAUGAGAAAUGCAGGUGUAAAGAAGGCUCCAGGUGGAAGCGUUAUCGAAAUCAAUAACAUAGUGUAUGAAUUCCUCGCUGGAGAUAUGUCAGAUUCCCAGGUACAUGAGAUUUAUCAUGUAUUAUGCAAGAUAAUUCUGCAGUUAAAAAUGGCUGGAUCGUAUCAGGAGGAAUGGAGCUUUAAGAUAUAAUUUUUAUUCAAAAUACUUUGGAUGGGGAAUUCAGAGAAAAUGACCUCGUACGAAGAGUCAACAUGGCAAUACUGCCCAAGUUGGAGAAGGGCAAGCAAGAUUGAAGCUUCAUAAUCCAGCCAUGGUAAUCAAACUUCUUGAUCCGACCCAAGUUUUCCCGCAUUGUCAAACGAAGCAGUAACUAUUUUAUCUAUAUGUUAUUUGUUAGACUAGCUUAGCCGAAAUAAUUUGGUAUCAACAAUUAUCAUUUCAAAAGUUGAUGGUUCAAUUCUACCCCUAAUUGUUAUAAAAAAAUUCAAAAGAUCCCAUGUUUUAGACACUUGCGGGGUCAAGGAUCUCUUUUGUCAAUGCAUUAUGCAAAGGAUAUGUCGUGUGUGAGCGAGAGACUUCGUUCAUCAUUUCAUAUUUGGA
Molecule: messenger RNA, 2122 nt
Organism: Cucumis sativus (cucumber)
Lineage: Eukaryota; Viridiplantae; Streptophyta; Magnoliopsida; Cucurbitales; Cucurbitaceae
Product: pentatricopeptide repeat-containing protein At5g56310
Exons: 2
Coding region: 77-1711 (544 amino acids)
Biological process (GO): RNA modification
Molecular function (GO): RNA binding; protein binding
Source: RefSeq, a predicted model, not a curated record